Messenger RNA from Paramecium octaurelia, 1520 nucleotides. NCBI's taxonomy places the organism in Eukaryota, Ciliophora, Oligohymenophorea, Peniculida, Parameciidae. The record is from the annotation of a GenBank genome assembly.
AUGAGGAAGAAAUUAAAACUCAGUAGGUUUUUUAUUUAUUUUUUAAACGAAUUACAGGAUUAACAGAGCCUCUUUAAAAUGAAUCCUAACCUCUACAAAUAGUUCGAGAAUUUAAACUUAAUAAGGUAAAAUUAGAGUGCUUAAUGGGUAUUCUAAUUAGAUUUUCGUUGCAAAAAAAACAAUUCAUUUCAUUAACAUUUAGACAAAGUAUUCUUUAUUGAGAGAACCUGUCGAGGAAAAAUCCAAAUUAGGGAAACCUUUAGGGUUUAGUUUGAAGGAAAUUAUUCAGAUGAUGGUUAGUUGAUUAAAAUUUAAGAGAUUAAUUAACCAAACAUAUAAUUUAAAAAGGGUUUCAUGAAAGCUUCAAGGCUUAUGUAAAAUAGGAAGAAAACUUUGUUUCAGUAUAUUUGGCAGAUCUUUGGAGAUGAAAGAAGCUUUGUGAUUAAAACAUUAUUCAAAGAAGUAGCUUAUGGAUAAGAUAAAGGGAAGGAACAUAAAACCUAUCUUAGCUUUAAAAAUUAAAGGAAAUAGCAAUGAUAAGAUAGAUUGAUCGUUAUGUGCUGAUAAAAUUGGAUGAAGUGUAUGAGACUGAUAAUUCUCCUUAUAUGGUACUUGAUCUUUUGGGAGGUGGAUCUUUAUUUGACAAAGUUAAAAUAAAUUAUAGUUUAAUGCAUUUGAAAUUGAAGUGCUUGUUUUUUAGUCUAUUGGAGAGGCUUCAUCAUAUGCAUUCGAAAAAUAUAAUGCAAAGACUUAAAACCAGAAAAUUAUGUAUUUAGAAAAUAGGGGUAAUUUAAUAAUUUUAUUUGAAGUAUCUGUGUAUAUUGCUGAUUUUGGAUUAGCUCAACGUUCUUAAUGAAUUUCCUUAUUUGUUUAAUAGAUGUGGUACUCCAGGAUUUGUGGCUCCAGAGGUGAUUUAUUGUAAAGUUGGAGGAAGACAUGAUUCAAUAACUGAUAUUUAAUUUAGGAUUAAUAUUCUAUAUUUUUCAGAUGAUUGUUUUGAAUCUUAGACUCACUGGAAAAUCAGCAUUUCCUGGUAAAAGCUAUAAUGAUGUUUGGGUAAAAACAGAAAUGUGAGAUAUCAUUUCAACGUCUCAAUCUUUGAGAGCGUUCCUUAAUAAGCCUAUGAUCUUCUAAUAAACUUACUUGAUAAGUUUCCCAAAACAAGAAUAUCUGCUAAGGAAGUAUUGAGUCAUGGCUAUUUAGGAAGAAGAUUAAAAUAAAUCGAGGAAAAUGAGGGUGAUGCAUUGAAAAAUCAAGAAGAACAAUUGAAAUUCAUAAAUAGAGGUUAAAGCAAUUAAAUAAUUCUCCAUUGCAUUCACCUCUAAUAACAGCUUCUUCUAAAUUAAAAAAGGGUUAUUCAAAUGAUAGUCUACAUUAAUAAAGUCCUUUAUUAAAUGGGCCAACAAAUAAAAUAGGUAUUGAAAUGAUCUAUAAAGAUUCGCCUUUAAUUAACAGUUCCAAUAAUUUCUUUACAAACCUCCAAAUGGCUAGUGCUUAUUUAAAAAUUGUGUAUUUUUUGA